This is a messenger RNA of Nelumbo nucifera (sacred lotus), 1456 nucleotides long. RefSeq names its product transcription repressor OFP1. Gene Ontology annotation, molecular function: DNA binding. Gene Ontology annotation, biological process: negative regulation of DNA-templated transcription. The record is from RefSeq and is a predicted model, not a curated record. Lineage: Eukaryota; Viridiplantae; Streptophyta; Magnoliopsida; Proteales; Nelumbonaceae.
CACUUAGACACUUCCUAUUUAUCCUCCUCCUUUCUCACUAGUCGCUCGCUCUCUGUAUCGUUCGUUAGACUGAAAACCUGAGAGAGAGAGAGAGAGAGAGAGAGAGAGAGAGAGAGCGCUUUUUUAUCUUCGAUGGGGAAUUACAGGUUUAGGUUAUCAGAUAUGAUGCCAAAUGCCUGGUUUUACAAACUCAAGGACAUGGGCAGGAUCAGGAACCAUAUCAUCAACUCUCACCCAGUUAAGAAAAAGCAGCUCAAUAGGACGACAUCACCGCAACCAAGCCAACCAAAGCAGCAGCAGCGGCAGCAUCAACAACCUCCCUUCUCUCACGGAAGACGGUCUUACUACUACACCACCGAUCCCUUCAUGGCAGACAGAUUAUACAAUUCACCCACAAAUACAAAAGCCUUCGACAACCAUAUCCCUGACCCUGAGCCACCAAGAAAAUCGUCCAGGAGAAAAGCCAAGAGAAGAACCAUGAGGUCCUCUUCCAAGCUUGUUACUUCCUCUGUUUCCGCCGGUUGCAGCUGCCGUGCCACGUUUGACUCCGUCUGGACCAAGUCUAAUUCCACCCCAGACUAUUCAUCUUCUCCUCUUGAGAGCUCCCCCGACCCUGACUUCCAUGAAUCACUGUUAUCCGAAUUCUGCUGCUCUGACCACGUAGUCCCUACCGACCCAUUCCACGGAUUAGGCUCAUGGUCUAGCUCUUGCUGUUGUAGGGUCAAUCCUUCGGCCACUGAUAUCAUCAUUGAUGCGAAGGACAAGUCCUUUACUAGAGAUUUUGAUAAACUUGAUAGGUUUGAUUCGUUUGCACAGCUUGAACUGUCCCCAAUUUUGACCAAACCUGCGAAAUUUAGCGAUAUGAUCCGGGACAUGAAGAAGAAAGAUGCCACUACCGAACCCGCUAAAUUUAAAAGAUAUUCUACUAAAUUGGAGGAGACAAAAGAGCACAGGUCUCUCUCCGUCAAGGUGGUCAAACAUGAACAUGUCAAGGCUCUCAAAGAACAGAGGAUCAGCCCUCCUCCGCGAAGACAGUUGCCGGUUUCUCCCGGAUUUAAGCUCCGAGCAAAUUCUCCCAGAAUUGCAAGCAGGAAGAUUCAGGCCUAUGCUCGGAAGUCUGUGUCGUCCACUCCGAGCUCGAGACCACGGAGGAAGAGCCUGUCGGAGAGUUUUGCAGUCGUCAAGUCCUCGUUCGACCCACAAAGGGACUUUAGGGACUCAAUGGUGGAGAUGGUUGUGGAGAACAACAUCCGGGCAUCAAAGGACUUGGAAGAACUACUCGCCUGUUAUCUUUCAUUGAAUUCUGACGAGUAUCAUGACCUCAUUGUUAAAGUAUUUGAGCAAAUCUGGUUUGGUCUCACCGACAUUCGAUUGUAGUAAUUCGUUCGUCCAAAAAUUAGAAAGAAAAAAAAGGUGUAUAAUCCUAUAUAACGGUCAAUAAACUUCACUAGUUUUA